Messenger RNA from Oikopleura dioica, 444 nucleotides. NCBI's taxonomy places the organism in Eukaryota, Metazoa, Chordata, Appendicularia, Copelata, Oikopleuridae. The record is from the annotation of a GenBank genome assembly.
AUGUCUUUUUCCACAAAUCAAGGGUCGGAAGAUGAUCCUUGGGCUUCAUAUGGAAAUUUUUCCUCGUAUAAUUAUGGGGAUUCAUCAGCUCAAGCCCCGGCCUUUGCUCCUUUUGAAACAGCACCUCAGGAGACAACAGAACCAUAUUCUCCUUUCUCUACUCCCGCUCAAACCCAACCUGAAGCGGCCCAAAAUACAGCUGUUGAUAUAGAACCAUCAAAUCAAUUCGCAGCAACGAGCCCCCCAACAGAAACAAUGAUUGGAGGCGCCGAUGUCGAGCAAAGGCCGAAAUGGAAUGAAUUUCUAGAUCAAUCAGAAGAGCCUGAAGCCCAACCCGAAGGAAAUGUCUGUUUGAAGCUGUGCAUAUUUUUUUGUACAGCUUCUUGUUGCAUGUUCGGAUUAUGGCUACUCAUAGUUUUUAUCGCCAUAAGUUUGACAACAUGA